Molecule: messenger RNA, 1488 nt
Organism: Teleopsis dalmanni
Lineage: Eukaryota; Metazoa; Arthropoda; Insecta; Diptera; Diopsidae
Product: putative mediator of RNA polymerase II transcription subunit 29
Exons: 2
Coding region: 1-1488 (495 amino acids)
Source: RefSeq, a predicted model, not a curated record
AUGUCGCCAGCUCAUGUUUCCUCACCAUUGACACUAUCUACGUCUCAACAGCAACAACCACAAACUCCUUCAACUCCAUCACAUCAUCUGAAUAGUAUUUUGAAUGAAACAGCUAAUUCUAAUGAUUCCUCAACACUAGCAGUUGCAGCCAAUGACAGCAAUAACAGUAAUAACAGUAGCAGUAAUAGUUCAACAAAUAGUAUUGUAAAUAAUCAACCAACGAUGCCAUUACAGAAUACAAUGAGACUCAUAUCCAUGACGCCAGUACUAGUUGAAGAUAUCCAUAGUCUAGGCCCGGUAUCACCUGUCCGGAACCAGCAGCAAAGUAACCAACAACAUAACCAGUCGAUAGAUAAGCAAACAACAGCAGAAGUAAAUAAAAUUGCAACUUCAAAGACAGCAUCACUAUCCAAGCCAAGUAUAAUACAAAGCACACAAUGUCGGAUUUACCCAGACAAGCAUUCAGUAAAACUGCGAGAAAAUUUACAAGAGCAAGCGCCAUGUAAAUGCCUUGUACCACCAUCGCAUGAUCCAAAAGCAAACAAAGAGAUACAAGAGUUCCAAAUCCCAGAAGCACAACGUCAGCGAAAUUUAAAACAUAUCGAAGAAAAUCCGAAAGUAUUUAGUCUACAGCGAUACACACAAGAUCGUGAAGAAUCACAAACUCAAAUACAAAAGGCACAACGACAACAACGUCCAAGAUAUAUCAAACAAAAUCCAGAAGUAUUUCAUCCAAUCCGAGUAAUACCAGAUCAAGUGCAAGCGCAUGAAAUACAACCACAGCAAGUUCCGCAACAUGUUACACCUAUCGAAGAAAACAAACCAGAAACUCUCAUGGCAGAUGAUUUGGAAACCAAGUUUAAGCGCACAGCCGCACGUGUGCAGCAACAACUAAAAAAAUUAGUAAAGAACAAACCACGCAGCCUUUACUUACCAAUCGCCAUGGAACAAACAGCCAAACAAGAUAAAAACAAGCUACGCAAAAACCAACCUGGUAAGAAAGAGCAAACCAUGGAAGAUGUCCAAAUACAACCAACAAUAAGACCAUCAGACCGGAAAAUGUUGCCGAAAGCCAUUGGGUGGCGAUGUAAAAAAACCCACCAGAACAACAGUGACACACAAUCACACCGAGAUCCAACACGUGCUCCAGCAGCCUCGACAACAGUAAAAAUAGAUAAUGAUGACCAGGAUGUACUACAGUGUACAUGGAACGAUGUGGUUGAUGAACAAAAUCGAUCGCCACCACCACCCGUGAUUGACGAGUUAUACAGUGAGUUAUUAAAGAAUGCAGCCGAAUCGCAACCAUCAGUAGCAGAUACAGUCAGAAAAUUGGUGGACAAAUAUCCACCAGAGGUGAGCCAAGCUAUUUGCGAUGCCCGCAGAAAACGUGGUGCAGGUAAAAGAAUUAAUUUCCAGCGUGUCGUCGAAGGCAAGGCGUACCAAGUGAAAAUCAGUCGGAAAGGCGUAAUAAAGGUUUGGGUGAAAUAA